Molecule: messenger RNA, 4080 nt
Organism: Cavia porcellus (domestic guinea pig)
Lineage: Eukaryota; Metazoa; Chordata; Mammalia; Rodentia; Caviidae
Gene: Cdc40
Product: cell division cycle 40
Exons: 15
Coding region: 166-1905 (579 amino acids)
Biological process (GO): mRNA splicing, via spliceosome
Cellular component (GO): catalytic step 2 spliceosome
Molecular function (GO): protein binding; mRNA binding
Source: RefSeq, a predicted model, not a curated record
UUCGGGUGUAGUUAUUAUAAUAUUAGUCAAUUUAUUUCUUCAGAGUGUUAAAAAUGAUUUAUUAGGAAAGAAGGAGAAGAAUCUCUCCCGUGGCACUCUGUCAGGACCUGGGAGCCUGGGCUCCUUCCGCCAGGGCCUGGUUUCUUCCGCCGAUCCUUUGCCAUCAUGUCGGCUGCAAUUGCGGCUCUGGCCGCUUCCUAUGGAUCAGGUUCAGGGUCCGAAUCGGACUCGGACAGUGAGGGCAGUCGAUGUCCGCUGCCAGCUGCCGACUCCCUCAUGCAUCUGACUAAGUCGCCUUCGAGCAAGCCUUCUCUGGCAGUGGCGGUGGACUCUGCCCCGGAGGUGGCAGUUAAGGAAGACUUGGAGACUGGCGUUCACCUUGACCCUGCUGUCAAGGAAGUUCAGUAUAAUCCUACCUAUGAGACUAUGUUUGCUCCCGAGUUUGGACCAGAAAAUCCCUUUAGAACACAGCAAAUGGCUGCUCCUAGAAAUAUGCUUUCUGGAUAUGCCGAACCAGCUCAUAUCAAUGAUUUCAUGUUUGAACAGCAAAGAAGAACUUUUGUCACAUACGGCUAUGCAUUGGAUCCGUCGUUAGAUAAUCAUCAAGUGUCUGCUAAAUACAUUGGUUCUGUAGAAGAAGCUGAAAAAAAUCAAGGUUUAACUGUAUUUGAAACUGGUCAGAAGAAAACAGAAAAAAGGAAAAAGUUCAAAGAAAAUGAUGCAUCUAAUAUUGAUGGUUUCUUGGGGCCAUGGGCAAAAUAUGUGGAUGAAAAGGAUGUAGCCAAACCUUCAGAGGAAGAACAAAAAGAAUUGGAUGAAAUCACAGCAAAGAGGCAGAAAAAAGGCAAACAAGAAGAAGAGAAGCCUGGGGAGGAGAAGACAAUCUUACAUGUUAAAGAAAUGUAUGACUAUCAAGGCAGGUCCUAUCUCCACAUACCUCAAGAUGUUGGUGUUAAUCUACGGUCUUCUGUACCACCUGAAAAAUGUUAUCUUCCCAAAAAACAAAUUCAUGUGUGGUCUGGACACACAAAGGGUGUCAGCGCAGUAAGAUUGUUUCCCCUCUCUGGCCAUUUAUUGCUGUCUUGUUCCAUGGACUGUAAAAUUAAGCUAUGGGAGGUUUAUGGAGACCGGCGCUGUCUACGAACGUUUAUUGGUCACAGUAAAGCUGUUAGGGACAUCUGCUUCAACACUGCAGGAACCCAGUUUCUCAGCGCAGCCUAUGACAGGUAUCUGAAGCUCUGGGACACUGAGACAGGACAGUGUAUAUCAAGAUUCACAAACCGAAAAGUACCCUAUUGUGUCAAAUUUAAUCCUGAUGAAGAUAAACAAAAUCUCUUUGUGGCUGGGAUGUCUGAUAAAAAGAUUGUGCAGUGGGACAUUCGAAGUGGAGAAAUUGUUCAGGAGUAUGAUCGACAUUUGGGAGCUGUCAACACCAUUGUUUUUGUUGAUGAGAACAGAAGAUUUGUGAGUACGUCUGAUGAUAAGAGCCUGAGAGUUUGGGAAUGGGAUAUCCCUGUGGAUUUCAAGUACAUAGCUGAACCUAGUAUGCACUCGAUGCCUGCAGUCACUUUGUCUCCAAACGGUAAAUGGCUAGCAUGCCAAUCAAUGGAUAACCAAAUCUUAAUAUUUGGAGCACAGAACAGAUUCAGACUGAACAAGAAAAAAAUUUUUAAAGGCCACAUGGUAGCAGGCUAUGCUUGUCAAGUGGACUUUUCACCAGACAUGAGCUAUGUGAUUUCAGGAGAUGGAAAUGGAAAAUUAAACAUUUGGGACUGGAAGACCACCAAACUCUACAGUCGAUUUAAAGCUCAUGAUAAAGUAUGCAUAGGUGCAGUGUGGCACCCGCAUGAGACAUCUAAGGUCAUCACCUGUGGCUGGGAUGGUGUCAUUAAACUGUGGGAUUAAUGAGAUUAGUCCUUAAACUACUAGGAUCAUUUUUGAUCCAAUGUCAUAUUUAACUGUAUUUAAUUAUUAAAUGUGUUGGAUAACAACUUGAUUUAUAGGUAAUGUUUUCCUUACAUGGCCUUACGAAGCUGACUGUUUAAAAAAAAGCUUCAUAAAUUUGCCUCAUAUAAUGUCACUGGCAAUUUCAUUUUGCUCUUUAUGUAUGCUAUUUAUACAAUGAAUAAACCAUUGACUUUCUAUGUGAUAAGUAUUGUUGAGAGGCAGUUUAGAUUGAAUUCCCAUGUAUUACCAAAAGGUUCUUCUUUGGUCUCAAAAAAGAAUCCCUACUAGAUUUGGGAUCCUUUAGGAAAUAACGUAAUUCAUGACUAAAGAAGGUACCUUAUACUUACCUACCUGUUCAAUCAGGAGAACAGUAAAGGACAAAGAUGAUGUAAUCCAGUACAUAUUUGAAAGAAGACUAAAACCACUUCCAUUACAUUUAGUGGGUCAAGAUCUAAACAAAAUUUUGGCCCUCAUGAGUUCCACGUUUUUUUUAUGACAUGAAUUGUAUAUAUUUUUAUUUGCAAAUCAGCAACCUUUUACUGCAACAUUCCUCUAAAUAUUAAACAAUAUAAAAUAAAAUUCAGUCAGGAGUUCUUUUCUUGACUUUCUUCCUGAUCAUUAUAGAGAGGACUUACAUAUUUAAGCAAACACUUCCAUUAUUUUUGAAGAUGGAACUCAAGAGAAUGAGCCAAGGCUUUGCGUUUUCUGUUCACUGUCAGUAAGGACCUGGCUACUCUUGAAGCAAUCAGGGUCCCCAGGGUCACUGCUUGAGCAGUGUCACUUCUGAAGUCCUCCUCAUAGGAGACGGAUUAUGAAGGCAUGGUCCAAAAUGCCAACAUGUGAUUUCUUUGAAUUCAUGUUUUAUCUUUAAAAUGACACUGGGUUUUGAUUGUAACACAUAUGCAGAAUUUUUAAGGCUAGAAAAAAAUUUUUCCUAAAUCUGAAAAAAAUUGACACUACAAGAAAGUGGCUUGGGUUUCACAGUUUGAAAAGCAGUGACCCUGAUUAAAAAAGAAAAUAGAUUAAAAGCUUCAGUUUAUAAAAUUAGGAUGGUCUCUUGAUUACAUUAGCUAAAAGCACUUUAGUUUGACAAGCCACUUCUGUUUUAGUAACUCUUAUUAGGUGUUUGAAUGUGGUUUGAAAUAGUUCAGUACCCUGCUAAAAAUAAAGACUGGUUGAGAGUUGCUCUCAAGUGCUGACUUAAGAAGCAAAAUUAUGUUGAAGGCUGGUAACCUCUGAGCGUUAAGCUCCAUGUCUUUUGUUAUCACAGGAGUGCAUGCUUCUUGUCUUCAGAGAGCUUCCAUUUUUAAGUUAUAAUUUAAAUCCUGGUCAGACAGGCAUAAUGGUAAACACCUUGUUAACCCAGCUUUCUGGAAAGCAGAGGCAGGAGGAUCACAAAUUUGAGCCAGCCAGGGCAACUUAGCAAAAUUUUAAAAAGGACUGGGACCACAAAAAAGGAAAGAGGGCUGAUAAACUGACCAGGCUCUGUAUCCACAUAUAAGUACAUUUCAAAGAAAAUAAAAACAGAGAUGUACUUGACACACAUGAUCCAAAGAAACAGAAGCAUCCUGCCUAGCUGCUGCCAUUUCUUUGUAUCUACAGCCAGGAAGAGGCAGUUAAGAGGGAGAAAAUCAAGCGCUUUCCUUAGUUCCGGCCACUAGUUUAACAAGUGUGAAUUAAUAAAAUGAGAUGUGGCAAAAAGAAUCAUACAUCUAAACUGUUGUUCAGCACCAGUGUUGUGUAAGUUACAAAUCAUAAUUUCUAAAUCUGGAUUUAUUUUAUUGUGGUUUUGACUGUUUCUAAACAAGAUAGUGUACAUAAAUUUUCUCUGUUUUGAAAAUAUCCUAUUUUUGAAUAAAGCAUCUUUUAUAAAAAAUGUUGAAAUGUUUAUCAUUAAUUGUAGGGAGCGGCACGACAGCCCCAUUGCUGCCUCCCUGCCUCUCCCUCUUUAUGGGCACAUAAUGCACCUGCCUACAUUAACCAUAAUCCUCUCCUGCUUACGUCACAUACCCGGAGGUGACGAUGACCCAUCAGAAACCACCCCGUAGCCUCUUCCUGUCCCACCAGCCCGCCUUUGGUCCAUAAAAGCUGCAACCACUUCCUGAAUAAACGAGACUUGACUGGACUCCUCAA